Didymosphaeria variabile is the source of this 795-nucleotide messenger RNA. RefSeq lists its product as uncharacterized. The record is from RefSeq and is a predicted model, not a curated record. NCBI's taxonomy places the organism in Eukaryota, Fungi, Ascomycota, Dothideomycetes, Pleosporales, Didymosphaeriaceae. The transcript has 2 exons. The coding region runs from base 1 to 795 and encodes 264 amino acids.
AUGACGCCAUGGUCUUUCGUAUCUCCCGCCUCUCGAGGCAUCGGGUUCGCCCUUGCUAGGAGGAUACUGCAAACGACAAAAGCACCCCUGGUAGCUACUGCACGAAAGGAUCUUGCAAGCACAAGAAUAAAACUACUAGAAGGUUUAGAUGUGGAUGACAAUAGAUUGACUAUGCUUGAACUCGACGUUUUGGACGAAACCUCAAUCGCCAACGCCGCCGCAGCAUGCAAAGAGAAAUUUGCUACACCCUCCCAGCAACUACAACUCGCCUUCGUCGUUCCAGGAAUUCUAUACCCAGAAAAGUCCCCAGCCCAAAUCAACGCAGACGACGCGCUGCUGACCUUCCGCACCAACACUGUCGGCCCGAUGCUAAUAAUCAAGCACUUCUCGCCCUUUCUCGCGAAAAAGAGAUCCGAGCUCGGAGGCUCAGAGGAAUCUCAAGGUCUCCCUCCCAUCUCAACAAUGGCGGUAAUGUCCGCCCGCGUAGGCAGCAUCUCCGACAACCGCCUUGGCGGAUGGUACAGUUACCGCGCAUCUAAGGCUGCUGUGAACCAGCUUGUCAAGACUUUCGACAACCAUCUGAAGACAGCCUCAGGGGACAGAGCGAUCUCCAUUGGGCUUCAUCCUGGUACGGUGAGAACGGAAUUUAGCAAGGAAUUCUGGGGCGGCGUGAAGAAGGAGAAGUUGUUUGAGAAGGAGUGGGUAGCUGAGCGGUUGGUUGAAGUUGUUCGGAAUGUGGGGGUGCAAGGAAGAGGAAAAUGCUGGGAUUGGGAUGGGAAAGAGGUUCUGCCUUGA